CUGACAAAGAUUAAAAGUAUAUCAAAAAGGCAAAGGCAGAAUGUAACUAUCGUACGUUGAAAAAGAGAAAGUAAGAAUAGAAAGGAUGAAGAAGAAAGGUAAAAAUUGCAAAGAUAAGCAUAAAGUAUACUUUAUGUGAGGAAGCAGAUGUCAUUAAAAAAGAAUUUCUUUUUCAAGAAAAAAAAAAUAAUUCAAUUCUUUUUUUUUUUAUUUUUUGUUCAAAAAGAAUAAAGUAGAUGGAUGGAGAGAAUGUGUAAAUGUUAUUAAUAGUGGAAAUUUGAUCAGUCAAAGUUAAAACAACAUAAAGAUAAAGCGAAAUCUAUUAUCUGCCAUUUCCCAUUGAAAUUUCAGUAUUAUAAAAGGAACGGGUUGAAUGAACUAAUUAUCCAUUUCUGACUCUUUAGUAGCAGUGUACAAGGAACUACAAAUCAAACCAAAAAUGAAAUUGUUGAUUGCUCUCGCCGCUCUCGUUGCUGUCGCUUAUUGCACCACCACUCUUCCAACCACAACCAGAGCAUGGGGAUGUCCCGCCGACAACUUUUGCCAACCAGGCAGUCAGAUUUGCUGCUGGCACGAGCCAACCGUUUCUGGUUGUUGCAACGCCGGAUUCAAAUGCUGUCCAUCAAUCAGAGGAGAUGAACACGACUGUUGUCCAGUUGACGAGACUGCUUGCCACGAAAAUGGUUCCUCCAACUGCUACUACAACAUCUUGAAACACGCUUAAACUGCUCUUUCAAUUUCAAUAAAUUUCAUUUAAAAAUCAAUCUCUCUCUUAUUUAUUAUCCACUUUUCAAUCAUCUUUCUUUUCUACAUAGUUCUCUUUUCUAUUUCAUCCUUCCUUCCUUCCUGCCUUCCUUUCUAGGGUAAAAGAAGUAGCCGCGCUUUUGCCCUUCUCUUUCCCAAGUUAAAGUAAUAAAGACUUAAAGGAGUAUUAAACACUUUAUAGUUAGAAAGUAAAAGGAUGACGUAUUACAACAGGAAACGUAAAGUAAAGGAAAUAAAAAAUAAACUAGGUGACGGAUUGAAAAUUGAUUAUAAAGAGAACAAACGUAUGCCGGCUGUCAUAAGAUAUUUAGAAUAAAUUGUAUUGAUUAAAAUUGAUAAACUAUCUGUUUUUAUCCAUGAAGACAUGGACAACGCCUUUCUCAAAUAUUCCGUGUUUAGAAGGAGGAAAGUGAAUAAUAAGAGUGAAAUGGUGAAAACAUUUUCCUAUUAGAGAAAAGUGAAUUGUAUUAAAC
Dimorphilus gyrociliatus is the source of this 1238-nucleotide messenger RNA. The record is from the annotation of a GenBank genome assembly. Lineage: Eukaryota; Metazoa; Annelida; Polychaeta; Dinophilidae.